AUGGCGCAACACACCCCACCACUGCUGUUGAUGCUUCUCCUUUGUACUCCAUCGGUCUCGUCAUCAUUCCAGCCAGCUCUGAUGUUAGAAAUGGCCAAGAUUCUUUUGGAAAACUACUGCUUCCCUGAGAACUUAGUUGGGAUGCAGGAGGCCAUCCAACAAGCCAUCGACAGUGGAGAAAUCUUGCAGAUUUCAGACAGGAAUACCCUGGCUUCUGUGCUCACGGCUGGAGCACAGGGGGCACUGAACGAUCCGCGGUUGACUGUGUCAUAUGAGCCAAAUUUUGUUCCAGUGAUGCCACCUUCGCUGCCGUCCCUCCCCGCAGAGCAGCUGAUCAGACUGGUGAGAAACUCUGUCCAGCUGGAUACCCUGGACAAUAACGUUGGAUAUUUGCGGAUAGAUCGGGUCAUUGGGGAGACGACAGCGGCAAAGCUUGGCUCCCUGCUGAGAGAUAACAUCUGGAACAAGGUUGCUCACACAUCCUCACUGAUCUUGGACCUGAGGUAUUGUACAGCUGGAGAACUGUCUGGAGUUCCCUUUAUAAUCUCCUAUUUCUCAGACCCUGAGCCCCUCAUUCAUAUUGACACAGUGUAUGACAGGCCCUCAAAUAAAACAAGGGAGCUGUGGACCUUGCCUUCAAUUAUGGGGGAAAGGUAUGGAAAGAAGAAAGACUUGAUUAUUUUGACCAGUAAGCGUACCAUGGGCGCUGCUGAGGCAGUGGCAUAUACACUAAAAAACUUAAAGAGGGCCAUCACAGUUGGGGAAAGGUCUGCUGGUGGGUCCGUAAAAGUCCAAAAGAUUAGGAUCCCCAAGUCGGAGUUCUACAUAACAGUUCCUGUGGCAAGAUCAGUUAGUCCAAUCACAGGCCAUAGCUGGGAAGUGAGUGGCGUUUCCCCAACCGUCAACGUCAUCGCCAAGGAAGCUGUCGCACAAGCCAAGUCCCUUCUGGCUAUAAGGAGUGCCAUUCCAAAAGUUGUGAAGAGCAUUGCCAACAUAAUUGGGAGGUGCUAUGCUUUCACUGACAGAGUCCCAGCUAUCCUUCAACAUCUGCAAUCAAUGGACUUUUUUUCAGUCGUAUCUGAGGAGAACCUAGCUUACAGACUCAACCAGGACCUCCAGACUGUGACAGAAGAUCCACGACUGAUUAUUAAAUACAUGGAAGACAAUGAUGCCAUAGAAAAGGAGGACUUUGCACUUGACAACUUUCCAGAUGAUUUGGAUUCUUUAAAAGUCCUGGUAGAUACAAUGAUCAAAGUGGAAAUUCUCCCACACAAUACUGGCUAUCUUCGCUUUGAUACAUUUUUCAAGUCAUCUGCAGGGCCUAAACUAGAAGAGCUCAUGGCUAAAAAUGUAUGGGAGCCCCUUAAAGACACUAAUAACCUGAUUAUUGAUCUACGCUAUAACACUGAUGGGUCCUUUACCUCUCUAGCCCUUAUACUGUCCUAUCUGCAGGACACUUACCAAAAGCAUUAUUUUUUCACAAUAUAUGACAAAAUUCAGAACACAACAACAGAAUAUGAAUCUCUGCCACGAAUUAUAGGCCCAACCUACGGCUCCAAACGUGGGGUUUAUGUGUUGACCAGCUACUACACAGCAAGUGCCGGCGAAGAGUUUGCUUACCUGAUACAGUCACUACAUCGUGGCACAGUCAUUGGGGAAAUUACAUCUGGUACUCUAAUGCACUCAAAAACAUUCCAAAUAGAGGGGACAAAUAUUGCCAUCACUGUCCCUUUCAUUAACUUUUUAGACAACAGCGGUGAAUUCUGGCUAGGAGGUGGUGUGGUCCCUGAUGCCAUUGUGCUAGCUGAGGAAGCUGUGGAGCACGUUCAUGAGAUUGCAGAUUUUCACCAAGGGCUCAAGUUCCUCAUAGAAGGAACUGGAGUACUGUUAGAAAAACACUAUGCAAUCCAUAAAGUAGCGCUUAAGGUCAGCAAGGUACUGUUGAGCAAAUGGGCUGAGGGAUUGUACCGUUCGGUGGUUGACUCUGAAUCUUUGGCAUCUCAGUUGACGGCAGACCUUCAAGAGACUUCAGGCGAUCAUCACCUUCAUGUCUUCCACUGCGAUGUUGAGCCAGAGUUGCUUCACGACGUCCCAAAAAUCCCCACUGUUGAAGAAGUGGGAUACAUAAUUGAUGCUUUGUUUAAAGUUGAGCUUCUGCCAGGUAAUGUUGGAUAUCUGAGGUUUGACAUGAUGGCAGAUGUAGAGGUGGUAAAGGCCAUUGGGCCUCAGCUGAUAAAAUCAGUGUGGAGCAAGAUAGUAAACACAGAUGCCCUCAUAAUUGACAUGAGGUACAACACUGGUGGAUAUUCAACAGCAAUUCCCCUCUUGUGCACCUAUUUAUUUGAUGCUGAACCAUUGCGGCAUCUUUACACUGUCUUUGACCGCACCACAACCACCAUGACAGAGGUCAUGACAUUGCCUCAAGUCAGAGGUCAAAGGUAUGGGUCCUCCAAGGACGUCUACAUCCUCACCAGUCACAUGACAGGGUCAGCAGCUGAAGUGUUCACCCGCUCUAUGAAGGACCUGAAAAGGGCCACAAUCAUUGGAGAGCCAACAAUUGGAGGGUCGCUAUCAAGCAGAACUUAUCAGAUCGGGGACAGCGUCCUGUACGCUUCUAUCCCUAACCAGGUUGUGUUGAGUGCAAUCACUGGGAAAGAGUGGAGCGUUUCAGGGAUUGAGCCUCACGUUAUAGCCCAGGCAAGUGAUGCUCUUCCUGUGGCGCAGAGAUUCAUAGCUACAAGACAUUUAAAGAGAAGGCACGAAAAGUAG
Messenger RNA from Anoplopoma fimbria (sablefish), 2769 nucleotides. RefSeq names its product retinol-binding protein 3-like. The transcript has a single exon. Gene Ontology annotation, molecular function: serine-type peptidase activity. Bases 1 to 2769 code for a protein of 922 amino acids. The record is from RefSeq and is a predicted model, not a curated record. Gene Ontology annotation, biological process: proteolysis. Lineage: Eukaryota; Metazoa; Chordata; Actinopteri; Perciformes; Anoplopomatidae.